Messenger RNA from Fraxinus pennsylvanica, 1449 nucleotides. The record is from the annotation of a GenBank genome assembly. Lineage: Eukaryota; Viridiplantae; Streptophyta; Magnoliopsida; Lamiales; Oleaceae.
AUGGCUUCCGCUUCUCAAGUAAAAGAUCCCAAUCGGACAGAAGUAGUCUCAGCUUUUAUUUGGAAAGAAUUCAUGGAGGGAGUUGAAGAGACUUAUACUAUGAUUAAGCCAGAUGGAGUUCAACGUGGCCCUAUAGAAAUAGUUUCUUCAGAGCUUAUCAAACCAUCAUCUCCUACCCCUUCUGAAUCAAGGGAUUUUAAACUUUCGGUGAUCGAUGAAAGGAUUCCGCCUUCUUAUAUUCCUCUGGUUCUUUACUAUUCUUGCGAAGAAAGCGCAAAUAUGAAACAACCUGAAAUUUUAGAUUGUCUGAAGAAGUCAUUGUCAGAUGCUUUGGUUCAAUUCUAUCCUCUGGCUGGAAGAAUGGGUGGUCAGAUAUCAGUCAAUUGUAACGACGAGGGAGCGUUGUACUUGGAAGCUAAAGUCGAUAGCAAGAUUUCGGACGUCAUAGAAUUCCCUGAAGUGGAGUUGCUGGAAAAGCUUAUUCCGUACCAAUAUAAUGGCAGCCUCACAAAUGCAGAAGAAUUGAUAGCCAUACAGGUUAGCUUAUUCAGCUGUGGUGGUAUCAGUAUUGGAAUCUGCAUUUCCCACAGAAUUGCUGAUGGAUGGACACUCUGUUCAUUCAUCAAAGGUUGGUCUUCAAUGGCUUGCACCAAAUGCGAGAUUGUACGUCCUGUUUUCAACUCUUCGUCGCUAUUUCCACCACGAAACACGCCUGAUUUCAAGCCGAAUAUCAAAAGUUUAGCAAUCCAGCCUCCAGUUAUUCACCUUGUUACUAAAAGAUUUGUUUUCAGUGAAUCUGUAAUUAAUGCUCUCAAAUCGCAAGUGAUCAACAAUUCUUCCAUCAUAAACCCGACUCGAGUUGAGGUUGUAUCUGCAUUUCUAUGGAAGGCGUGCAUUGUCGCGAGAAGGAUUGAGAAAUCAGGAAAAUCUGUGGCUUUCCAUCCGGUGAAUCUGAGGGGACGAGUUCCAGCAUUGACAGAUGAUUCAUUUGGUAAUAUUUUUCAGAUGACGAGCGCUGUUAAUUCCGAGGAGACGGAUUGGAUUCACUUGGUCGAGAAAUUGAGGGCCGCAUUCAGGAAAAUUAGCAGUGAUUUCAUAAAUGAAUUGCUCGGCGAAAAUGGAUAUGAACUUGUGAAGAAUAAUUUCAUGCAGAUCAGUAAAUUAUUAGGCCAAGGGGAUUGUGAAAUUUUCAGAUUUAACAGUUAUUGCAGGUUCCCACUCUAUGAAACUGAUUUUGGCUGGGGAACACCUAAUUGGGUUAGUGCAAGUUUUUCAAACAGGAAUUCAAUUUUCAUGUUGGAUUCAAAAUCAUCUAGCGGGAUUGAAGCAUGGAUUGUCAUGACUGAAGAUGAUAUGAAAAAGCUUGAACAAGAGAUAUCCAUAAGCUCCAAGCUUUUGGCUAAUUCAUCUCGUUCAGUCGACGAAAUAUAUGAUAUAAGAUCGGUUUAA